Molecule: messenger RNA, 1035 nt
Organism: Alternaria viburni
Lineage: Eukaryota; Fungi; Ascomycota; Dothideomycetes; Pleosporales; Pleosporaceae
Exons: 3
Coding region: 1-1035 (344 amino acids)
Molecular function (GO): protein binding
Source: RefSeq, a predicted model, not a curated record
AUGGAGACGUUUGGCAUGAGCAUUGGGGGCAUGGAAGGCCAAGUGGGUGAAGAGAUCGGUAUGUGGGAGGUCAAAUACGCACGAGAAAAGGGCAAAGGGUUGUUUGCAAAGAAAGAUAUCGCCGGGAUCUUUCCAGGCGAGAGCUUGAUUGUGCAGACUCCUGUGCUGUUCGUCGCUAAGCAGAUACUGGAAAUUCCGGAGAUGCCGAGGCCACAGCUCGUGUUGAAGCAGGCAGUCGAUCAGUUGCCGACAAAAACUAGAGAGAUGGUCAAGAAAUUGGACGUUAAUGUGGAUGGCACCGUCGAAGACAUCGUCGUGACGAACGGCAUUGCUGUGAAAUGGCCAUGGGUUGACGAGCUGCCCCAGCUUUUGGCAGUUAUUCCCGAGGCCGCGCGCAUCAAUCAUGCUUGUCGACCCAACACUCUAUGGCGUUUCGACGACUACACCCUCUCAUUUGAAGUCUUCGCUCUCAGAGACAUCAAGCCCGGGGAAGAGAUUACGAGAAGCUAUGGCUUCGAAAAACGUGCUCGCCGACGUCGCGUGAAGUCUAUAGAAGCAAACUUCGGUUUCACCUGCAUCUGCCCUCUAUGCACCGCAGACGACGACGCAACAAUGGCGUCCAAUGACCGCCUCUCCGAAAUCAAAGCCCUGAAGUCCGUUCUACCUACCGACCCAGAAGAUUCACCACAGCUUCUCGGCCUUCUCCCCAAACUCAUUGAGCACCUGGAAGAGGAAGGGCUCCUAACCGAACUACCCCAGUACGAAGAGAUCCUAGCGUACACGUGGAGUAGUUUCGGAAUCGAGGAUCGUGCGAAGUACUGGGCGGGCAGGGCGCAGAAACAUUGGGCUGUUGUAGCUGGUAAAGAGAGCUGGGAGCAGAGGAGGUGUGGGGAGUUGGAGGCGAAUGUUAGGGGCCAUCAGACCUGGAUGACGUGGAAGGGCGAUCCUUGGGAGGGUGUUGGUGAGGGGCAUCCGUGGGAUGAGAAGGAGGGGGAUGGACAUGAUCAUGAUCAUGAGCAUGCACAUGAGCAUUAA